AUGAAAUUGUCUCUGCUGUCGCUGGCGACGCUGGUCACGGCCGCCGUGGCGGACCUGGACCCUAUUGUUAUCAAGGGAUCCAAGUUCUUCUAUUCCAGCAACAACACUCAAUUCUACCUUCGUGGUGUCGCUUAUCAACAGGAUACCAGCGACAGCACUAGCUACAAGGAUCCCCUGGCCGAUGCCACCGCUUGCAAGCGUGAUAUCCCCAUUCUCCAGGAACUGCGCACCAACGUCAUCCGCACCUACUCCAUCAACGCCAGUGCCGACCACUCUGAGUGUAUGAAGCUGCUGUCCGAUGCUGGCAUCUACCUGAUCUCCGACCUCUCAGACCCGACUCAGUCCAUCGACCGCAGUGACCCCAACUGGCUGACCAGCUUGUACUCUCGCUACACCAGCGUGAUCGACGAGCUGUCCCAGUACAACAACACCAUUGGAUUCUUCGCCGGCAAUGAGGUCGCCAACACAGUUGACACCACUGACUCGGCCGCCUUUGUCAAGGCUGCUGUGCGCGACAUGAAGACCUACAUCAAGGAGAAGGGAUACCGGUCCAUGGGUGUUGGAUACGCUACUGCUGAUGUCUCGUCGAUUCGUGUGGACCUGGCCAACUACUUUGAUUGUGCGGAAGCCGAUGAGUCUGUGGACUUCUGGGGCUACAACAUCUACUCGUGGUGCGGUAACUCGACUUAUGCCGAUUCUGGAUACAAGGACCGCACUGAGCAGUUCCGCAACUACACUGUUCCCGUCUUCUUCGCUGAGUAUGGUUGCAACGAGGUCACUCCUCGCACUUUCACUGAGGUGAAGGCUCUGUAUGGUGACACCAUGGCCGAGGUUUGGUCGGGUGGUAUCGUCUACAUGUACUUCCAGGAGACUAACAACUACGGUCUGGUUUCCGUUGUGGACACCACCAGCGUAAGCACCAUGCCCGACUUCAAGUACUACUCCAGCGAGAUCGCCAGCGUCAACCCCACCGGUACCAACAAGGCCUCCUACACCCCGACCAACACCGCCCUGCAAAGCUGCCCGACCGUGGGAAGCGGGUGGCAAGCCAAGUCCUCGCCCAUGCCCCCGACUCCGGACUCCAACCUGUGCGAGUGCAUCUACGAGGAGUCCGCCUGUGUCGCCUCGUCCAGCCUCGGUACCACCAAGUUGGCCAGCCUGCUCAGUACCGUCUGCGGCUACACUGACUGUGGUGGUGUGAGCGCCAACGCGACCACCGGCGAGUACGGUGCGUACAGCAUGUGCGAGAUCAGGUACAAGCUCGCCUUCGCCCUUAACAAGUACUACAAGGAGCAGGACAAGGACUCUAGCGCCUGUGACUUCUCCAGCUCUGCUUCUACCAAGGCUACCACUGCCGCGACUGGAACUUGCUCUGCGCAGAUUAAGGAGGCUGGUACCGCUGGCACUGGUACUGUUACCACCGAGGCGACUGCUACUGCUGGUUCGUCCUCGAGCUCAUCUACCUCCUCCAGCGCUGGUGCCCCUGUCACUCUCCACUUUAGCGUGACUGUCGGUUAUUUCCAGGUCGGCGUUUACGCCGCCACUGCCUUGUUCGCUGGUCUGGGUAUGAUCCUGCUGUAA
Molecule: messenger RNA, 1581 nt
Organism: Penicillium subrubescens
Lineage: Eukaryota; Fungi; Ascomycota; Eurotiomycetes; Eurotiales; Aspergillaceae
Product: glycoside hydrolase family 72 protein
Exons: 5
Coding region: 1-1581 (526 amino acids)
Biological process (GO): fungal-type cell wall (1->3)-beta-D-glucan biosynthetic process
Cellular component (GO): cytoplasm; fungal-type cell wall
Molecular function (GO): 1,3-beta-glucanosyltransferase activity
Source: RefSeq, a predicted model, not a curated record